Lates calcarifer (barramundi perch) is the source of this 3186-nucleotide messenger RNA. It is a transcript of the gene wdr3, whose product is annotated as WD repeat domain 3. The record is from RefSeq and is a predicted model, not a curated record. Gene Ontology annotation, biological process: maturation of SSU-rRNA. Gene Ontology annotation, cellular component: Pwp2p-containing subcomplex of 90S preribosome; small-subunit processome. Gene Ontology annotation, molecular function: snoRNA binding; protein binding. NCBI's taxonomy places the organism in Eukaryota, Metazoa, Chordata, Actinopteri, Centropomidae.
GUGAUCGAUUGGUUGGGUCUGAAACAGCAGCGCAGGAGGAAGCACAGUUCAGUUAAAGCUAGCAGCAGCUUCUCAGAGGAAUCAGUGCCACCUUGAGGCUGCUGGUCAUGGGGUUGACCAAGCAGUACCUGCGCUACGUUGCCAGUGCAGUUUUUGGAGUAAUCGGAAGCCAGAAAGCCAAUAUCGCAUACGUGACUCUCCGGGGGGGAGAGAAGGGGCGCUAUGUUGCUGUGGCUGCAUGCGAACAUGUCUUCAUCUGGGAUGUACGAAAAGGAGAGAAGGUCCUGAUCCUGCAGGGCCAGAAACACGAGGUGACCUUCCUCUGCCCCUCACCUGAUGGCAUCCAUAUCGCUGUUGGUUACGAGGAUGGUGCUGUGCGAAUCUUCAGCCUGCUGAAUGGCGAGAGCAACGUCUCCUUCAACGGCCACAAGUCUGCCGUCACCGUUAUACACUAUGACGGACUGGGAGCACGGCUCGUCACUGGUUCCAAGGACACAGAUGUGAUUGUGUGGGACAUCAUCAAUGAAUGUGGUCUGUACAGGCUGAGAGGCCAUAAAGACGUCAUCACACAGGCUUUGUUUCUGAAAGACAAGAACCUCCUGGUGACCAGCUCCAAGGACAGCUUUGUGAAGUGGUGGGAUCUGGACACACAGCACUGCUUCAAGACCAUGGUGGGCCACCGCAGUGAGGUGUGGGGCAUGGUGCUACUGAACCAGCAGAACAGGCUGUUAACAGGCUCAGCAGACAGUGAACUUCGAGCCUGGGACAUCAACUACCUGCAGGAGGAAAAAGCUGAGGGUGAGCCCAAGGUGAAGAAGGGGAAAACUCUGCUGGAUGAUGACAAUGAUGAAGACAAUGAGGAAGGAGUGGAUGAAAGUCUUGAAGAGCGGAUCUUGAGUUGUAAGAAAGCAGGCUCCAUCCUGAGAGAGGCCAGGGACAGAGUCGUCUCGCUGACAGCAGACGCGAAGGCCAGAGUCAUCGCCUGCCAUGGCAAUGAUUCAGUCCUGGAGCUUUUCACCGUGUUGUCAGAGGAGGAAGUGCAGAAGAAAAUGACAAAGAAGCUGAAGAAAGCAAAAAAGAAGGCAGCCAAAGCUCAAGAAGAUGCAGGAGAGGAAGCAGCAGAGCCGAUGGUGGAGAGGAUGCUGAAAGAUGAGAUCAUCAGACUGACGAACCUCAAAGCCUCUGCCAAGAUCAGAUGGGUGGACUGCCUGUCAUGUGCGGGCGGUGAGCUGAAGGUGGCACUGCUGCUGCAGAACAACACUGUUGAAACCUACAGCCUGAGGACAUCAGACAAGACCCCCACAGCCAACAAGACAGCUCGUCUCACACUCGGUGGCCACCGCACUGACGUGCGCACCCUGGCCUUCAGCUCUGACAACCUGGCCAUCCUGUCCGCCUCCGGAGACACAGUCAAAGUGUGGAACAGGUCUACUCUGCAGGUGAUUCGCACCAUGUCCUGUGAAUAUGCCCUCUGUUCCCUCUUUGUGCCUGGAGACAGACAGAUCAUCCUGGGGACUAAGAGUGGAAAACUGCAGAUCUUUGAGUUGGCCUCAGGAAGCCUUCUGGAGACUGUAGAUGCCCACGAUGGAGCCCUGUGGUCCCUGUGCCUGGCCCCAGACCAGAGGGGGAUUGUGACAGGAAGUGCAGACAAGACAGUGAAGUUUUGGGAGUUUGAGCUGAUCAAGGACCAGGGGACUGGCCAGAAGAGGCUGACAGUGAAACACACACGCACUCUGCAGCUGGAGGAAGACGUUCUGUGUGUGAAGUUUUCUCCUGAUCACAGACUGUUGGCUGUCUCUUUGUUAGACUGCACUGUCAAGAUCUUCUACACAGACACAUUGAAGUUCUUCUUGUCUCUGUACGGACACAAGCUGCCUGUUCUUUGUCUGGACAUCUCACACGAUAACACACUUAUUGCCACUGGCUCCGCUGACAGAAAUGUGAAGAUCUGGGGUUUGGACUUUGGCGAUUGUCACCGCUCCAUGUUUGCUCAUGAUGACAGCAUCAUGUUCCUCCAGUUUGUCCCCAAGACUCACCUCUUCUUCACAGCGGGGAAGGACAAGAAGAUCAAACAGUGGGACGCAGACAAGUUUGAGCACAUCCAGACGCUAGAGGGCCACCAUCGGGAGGUCUGGUGUCUGACCAUCAGCCCCAGCGGCGACCACAUUGUGUCGUCAUCCCACGACAAGUCCCUGCGCCUGUGGGAAAGAACCAGAGAACCCAUCAUCCUGGAGGAGGAACGGGAGAUGGAGCGAGAGGCAGAGUUUGAGGAGAGCAUGGCCAAAGGAGACGUGCCUGUGGUACCCGGAGAGACUCAAGGAGAGGCAGCACCAGCUGGCAAGAAGACUGUCGAGACAGUCAAAGCUGCAGAGCGAAUAAUGGAGGCUUUGGAACUUUACAAAGAGGAAAUCAGGAAGAUGGAAGAGCAUAAAUAUGCUUGUGAGCACGCAGGAAAAGAGCUUCCUCCACCGAAACCCAAUCCUAUCCUUGUGGCUUUUGGAAACUUUCAGCCGUCCCGCUACGUCUUAGAUGUUAUAAGGAAGGUCAGAUCCAGCGAGCUGGAGGUUUCCCUGCUGGUGUUACCGUUCCCUUACGUCCCUGAGCUGCUGAAGCUCUUCAACAGCUACAUCCAGCAGGGCCUGGAGGUGGAGCUGGUCUGCCGCUGCCUUUUCUUCCUGCUCAAGAUCCAUUUUGGCCAGAUCUCCAGUAACCAGAUGUUGCUGUCUGUCAUCGAUGAGCUUCGGGUGAAUACUCUCUCAAAAGUGCGCGAAAUCAGAGACGUGAUGGGCUUCAACAGCGCGGCCCUCCAGUUCCUCCAGCGGGAGAUUGAGAGCAAAGAGGACGUGAUGUUCUUUGCUGAAGCCACAGGCCGGCUGGUGGAGAAGAAGAGGAAGAGGAGGAAGAGGGAGCGAGCCAUCCUCACCAUCGCUUGAAUCAUAAUGGACAUUCUUGACUGUCUCUGUAUAAACAUCCACUCCCAUCUCCAGGGGUGAAUCAGGAGGAUUACACAGUUUUUUGUAUGUUGUGAAACACGGUAUUAUUCAGUGACGCACCUCAUUUCCAAAAUAAAAUGUGUCUUUUUUUUCUCACAGUACUAAAUUCUCCCAUGUCAGAGAGAAAUGUAAUGUGUAUACACAGCAGUUCCCUCUGCCGCUUUACAUCUCUAUAUAAAAUACAUCCACAUAC